Zea mays is the source of this 931-nucleotide messenger RNA. RefSeq lists its product as uncharacterized. Lineage: Eukaryota; Viridiplantae; Streptophyta; Magnoliopsida; Poales; Poaceae. The record is from RefSeq and is marked validated.
GCCGAGAACAAGGGCAACUGACGCGGUCACCCUCGCCCCCAACACAGAGAGAAGGUCUGCUCUCCACCGGAUGGACUCCCACGGCAAGCCCAAGCCCGCCGGUUCGACGCCGCCGACGCCGCCGAAGCCGCCGAAGCCGCCGACGCCGCCGAAGCCGCCGACGCCGCCGACGCCGACGCCGCCGACGCCCGAGGCGAGGAAGGGGUUCAUGCGCCGCAUCUUCCCUUUCCUCCUAGCCGCCAACCUCUUUGUCGUAGCUUAUGUCCUCGUGCGGGCCAACCAAAAGGACUCAGCAAAGAAGGACCCAACGACUGAUCCUGCUACUGCAACUGCUGGGAAGCCUGCUGAGCCAGUCUCUAUCCCCAGAAAGGAGCUCCCACCAAUCCCUGAAGAUGACCAGCGCAAGCUCUACAAAUGGAUGCUGGAAGAGAAGCGGAAGAUCAAGCCACGCAAUGCUGCCGAGAAGAAGAAACUCGAUGAGGAGAAGGCCCUUCUAAAAGAGUUCAUCCGAGCAGGAUCCCUCCCAAGCUUCUAAAAGAGAUCAAGCCAUUUGGGUCUCUUGUGUCUGAUGUUCAGCCAAGAAGAUGAUUGGGCCUGAUUGGAUUGUGUACAAACACAGUACUGUGCUAUCUUGUAAACUGAUGUCUCCAUGAUGUAGCCUCCUCGAGUUCAAAGGUUGUGUGGAUGCAAACUAGUGUUGUGUGCAUUGGUUCUAGAGAUUCUUCAAGGCUAAAAAAACUAAAGUGUGUCAAAUUCUUCUGUUCCAUUCCAUCCGCAAUUUGCUCCGUUGACAAUUUUAUGUUCUGUGGCUCUCGUGUGAUGAGUGAACUCAUCGCGUGUGAUGAGCUCAUCGAUUGCCAUGUACUGUAUUGUUGAGACCCCAACUGGGCCCCAACCCUAUUUAGAAUGUUCUUAACUGCGUAGUGCAAAA